This is a messenger RNA of Naegleria fowleri, 462 nucleotides long. RefSeq lists its product as uncharacterized. The coding region runs from base 1 to 462 and encodes 153 amino acids. NCBI's taxonomy places the organism in Eukaryota, Heterolobosea, Eutetramitea, Acrasida, Naegleriidae. The transcript has a single exon. The record is from RefSeq and is a predicted model, not a curated record.
AUGGCUGAUUCCAUCAAUCAUAGUAUCAUUCAGCAAGAGCAAAUAGAUUAUGAACAACAAGAGCUUGAUGAUGCAAUUUCCCGAAAAGAACCCAUGAUUCGCUAUGGAGAUAUUAAGAAGUUAUUGGAAGACUGUGCCAAUACCCAUCUGGUUCCAUUUGCAGAGUUUAAUUUCUCGAAUCAAAAGGCUGCCCUGGUGAAUUAUAAAGCCCUUACCUCAAAAAAGACACACAAACAAACUCAGGGAUACUUUAAAAAUUAUUACAAUCCGUUUCCAAAACUGUUUUAUACGCUUCCAAAGACAUCAAUCACUGGAGCUGCUAUAUUCAUUAAAAAGAUACUCUGUGAGGAGAGUGGACACGAGGAGUUGAGAGAGAAGCUUAAAAAACUUCCAGCAGAAUACCCAGCAAAUUUCCAACAACUCUCUGACAAAUAUAGAGAAUACUUGCAAAGUCAGCACUAG